Molecule: messenger RNA, 1557 nt
Organism: Penicillium brevicompactum
Lineage: Eukaryota; Fungi; Ascomycota; Eurotiomycetes; Eurotiales; Aspergillaceae
Product: M20 family dipeptidase
Exons: 5
Coding region: 1-1557 (518 amino acids)
Biological process (GO): proteolysis
Molecular function (GO): metallodipeptidase activity
Source: RefSeq, a predicted model, not a curated record
AUGCCCCUCUUUCCCCUCCGUCGCGUUCCUCUCACAGCUUCUCUUUUCUCCUCUCGACUCACUCCAUCCAUUCGUCCUUCAUUCGUCUCUCGUCGCUUCUUCUACGGCCAUAUCUCCGACUCCAAAAUGGCGCCACAGCUGGAGCCUUUCUUUAAGCAGGUCGACGACUCGUCCAAUGACUUCAUCGACCGUCUGCGCAAGGCGGUUGCUAUCCCCUCUAUCUCCGCACAGGAUGAGAACCGAGAGGAUGUUGUCCGCAUGGGUCAGUUCUUGGCCGAUGAGCUCACGGCUCUAGGAGCCGAGGUCGAGCAACGGCCUUUGGGCAAGCAGCCUGGAAAGGAACACCUCGAGCUGCCCCCAGUAGUGAUUGCUAGAUACGGAAACGACAAGAACAAGAAGACCAUUCUUGUCUACGGACACUACGACGUUCAGCCCGCUUUGAAGGAGGACGGCUGGGCUACCGAGCCCUUCGAAUUGACCAUCGACGAGAAGGACCGCAUGUACGGCCGUGGCUCCACCGAUGACAAGGGUCCUGUACUGGGCUGGUUGAACGUGAUUGAUGCCCACCGCAAGGCCGGCAUCGAGUUCCCCGUGAACCUGCUGUGUUGCUUCGAGGGUAUGGAGGAAUAUGGCUCCGAGGGUCUGGAUGACUUUAUCAAGGCCGAGAGCAAGAAGUACUUCAAGGAUACCGACGCCGUUUGCAUUUCUGAUAACUACUGGCUCGGCACCGAGAAGCCUUGCCUGACAUACGGCCUGCGUGGUUGCAACUACUACUCCAUCAGCAUUUCCGGCCCCGCCCAGGACCUGCACUCCGGUGUCUUCGGUGGCUCUGCGCACGAGCCUAUGACUGAUCUUGUCAACGUCCUCUCCAAGCUUGUUGACGCUCAAGGUAACAUCUUGAUUCCCGGUCUCAUGGACCUUGUGGCCCCUCUCACCGAGGAGGAGCAGACCCUGUACCCGGAUAUUAGCUACACCAUGGACAACCUGCAUGAGUCUCUGGGUGCCAAGACUGGUAUCCACGCCACCAAGGAGCGCACUCUGAUGGCUCGUUGGAGAUACCCCUCCCUGUCUAUUCACGGUGUUGAGGGUGCCUACUCGGCCCCCGGUGCCAAGACCGUCAUUCCCGCCAAGGUCAUUGGUAAAUUCUCCAUCCGUACCGUGCCAAACAUGGAGAGUGAAGAAGUGAACAAGCUGGUCUUUGAUCACAUCAAGGCUGAAUUUGCCAAGCUGAACAGCAAGAACACCAUGGACGUCUGGCUGCAGCACGAUGGCAAGUGGUGGGUCGCUAGCCCUAAGCACUGGAACUUCUCUGCUGCCGGCAAGGCUGUGCAGCAGGUCUUCGGUGUUAAGCCCGAUCUGACCCGCGAGGGCGGAAGUAUCCCCGUCACCUUGACCUUCGAGGAGGCCACUGGCAAGAACGUCUUGCUUCUUCCCAUGGGCAGCUCGACCGAUGCCGCUCACUCUGUCAACGAGAAGCUUGACAAGCGUAACUACAUCGAGGGAACCAAAUUGCUGGGAGCCUACCUGCACUACGUUGCGGAGGAGUCUACAGCAUAG